AUUUAUCUUCUAGCGAUGACCUGUUUUUCGAAUCCAUCGCAACGUGGGAAUUUUCAUCAAAUUUCAAAGAUUCAUUCAAUAAAUGAUUCAGCGCUUCUUUUUUAUCCAUACCUCUAACUUUAUUCACUUGCUCCGGAGUGAUUUUUAUUCCAUUAACUGAAAAAGCUUCUGUCAUAGCUAACGUGACCAAAGGAGGGGCAUAACAUGAAUAUAUUUUCCCAACAUAUCAUGGCAGAAAGAAGUCAAAGAGUUUUGAAGAUUCUUUGUAUCCAUGGUUAUAGGCAAAGUGGAAAGAUUUUUAAAGAGAAAACUGGAUCAUUUCGGAAAGGAUUAAAGAAAAUACCAGUAGAAUUUGUUUAUGUCACUGCUCCUAACAGAAUACCAAGCAUUGAGAGUGACGUUGAAGAACAAUUUGGUUGGUGGUUUUCAACAGAAGAAAACACUUACGAUGCGCUCACUAAAUCUCAUUAUUGCAAGGGAUAUGAAGGAACAAUUACUUUUAUAAAAGAUGUAUUCCUCAAGCAGGGCCCGUUUGAUGGUGUGUUUUCUUUUAGUCAGGGAGCAUCAUUAACUUCAUUGUUAUGUGCGAUGAACAGCGAGGAAGGCUCGAUUAUAAAGUUCAAAUUUGCCAUCAUGAUCGCCGGUUUUAAGUCACGAUCUUCACAGCAUGAUAUAUUUUAUGAAAAACCUAUCAAAUGUGCUAGUCUGCAUGUUUACGGUGAAACUGAUCAAGUAAUUCCUAAAGAAAACAGUGAAAAAUUGGCGAAGUAUUUUGAAAAUCCUGUUUGCUAUUGUCACCCUGGAGGUCAUUUCGUCCCUGCUUCUUCACAGCACAGACAAGUUUACAUUGAUUUCAUUCAAGAAUUUUUAUCUGCAGUCGACACUAAAGUCAACUCAACGUAGGUACUGUGUUCUUCUCUUUGUUUGACUUAAACCACACCAACCGAAAUUGAAAGCGGUGAUGCAUUAUUUUUCUCUAGUUCUGUGUGUUAAUAAACUAACAGAAUUUACGCAAACAAGUGACCUCUAAAUUUAGAUGUACGUUGUCUGUCUUGAUAUUCCAAUGCAGAACAGUAAUAACGCGAUAUUUUGUGCUUUUUUUGUUUAGAAAAGUAAAUAAUAUAGUGCUUCGUUUAUCUUUCCAAUUAAAUACUUUAAAAAUUUACAUUGUCACCACCGUCUUCUCCUCCACAUAUUUUGUUGUUACAAUGUUAUAUGUGUACAAUCUUUUUUGAAGAAAGAUUUGAAAUCCAAAAAUCAAACUCAGAGUUUCCAACGUGAUUCGUGGUUAUCUUGAGAGGUUCUGAAGUGAAAUAUAGAAAAGUUUUUUGGUCGAUAACACACACAAGCCAAGUAAAGUGUAUGUGGGAGUGCUGUAAAACAUCAAUGUCAUACAUAGUUACAACGUGGUACCUUGAUGGAUCUCGAUGAUCGAUAGGGGUUGGUUAAACAUCACGUGAUGAAGUUGGAUUUUUCUGAGUUGAAGAAUCGUGAAAUACUUGAAGUUGUUGUGAAUUUUCAGUGCUUUCGUUUCGUUCACGCAGCUAAUAAAAUGAUAACAGAAUGUUCUAACAA
Xenia sp. Carnegie-2017 is the source of this 1575-nucleotide messenger RNA. RefSeq names its product esterase OVCA2-like. The coding region runs from base 205 to 903 and encodes 232 amino acids. Gene Ontology annotation, cellular component: nucleus; cytoplasm. Lineage: Eukaryota; Metazoa; Cnidaria; Anthozoa; Malacalcyonacea; Xeniidae. The transcript has 11 exons. Gene Ontology annotation, biological process: response to retinoic acid. The record is from RefSeq and is a predicted model, not a curated record.